AACUCCACCAGGUACGGCGGUCACCAGGGGCGAACUCACUCCUACUCGCCCUCUGUCUUCGUCUUCUUCUGCGCUACCACGGGCUCCACAGGUGCCACGGCUGUCGAUGUCUUCCCCCUACGGCCGUCUAGAUGUAGGCCGGGUAUAUAAGCGGAAAUCGAGAGUGCGGCCGGACUGUUUAUAGUGCGCUCCACCGUGUCGCGCUCUCUCUCUCGUUCUCUCUGUCUUCCUAUAUCGGCGUCUCUGUCCCUGGAAAAGUGUCAUGGCGUCCCACGCGUCGACGGCGCUCGCUCUUCUGCUCGCUGUGGCGCUGAUGGCCUUCAACGGUCUUGCACAACAGACUGAAGAGACGGCACCCAAGAAAGAGGAGAGUUUCGAGGCUGAGCUGUGCAAAGACAAAGAUGCAGGGGAGUGGUUCCGAUUGGUGACUGGUGAAGGAGACAAUUGUCGUGACGUCAUCCAGUGUACAUCUUCAGGUCUGCAGGCAAUCCGUUGCCCUGCAGGUCUCUACUUUGACAUCGAGAAGCAGACCUGCGACUGGAAGGACUCAGUGAAGAACUGCAAGCUGAAGAACAAGGAGCGUCGAGUGAAGCCCAUGCUGCACACCGACAAACCCGUGUGCUCUGAGGGGGAGCUCUCGUGCGGGGACGGGCAGUGUAUUGAAAGGGGCCUGUUCUGUAACGGGGAGAAGGACUGUACUGAUGGUUCCGAUGAGACCACUUGUGACAUCGACAGUGAUCCCAACAGCGCCCCACCAUGUGACCCGACAGUUUGCAAUCUUCCCGACUGCUUCUGCUCGGAAGACGGUACUGCCAUCCCGAACGAUCUUCCAGCUAAAGACGUCCCCCAGAUGAUCACCAUCACUUUUGAUGACGCCAUCAACAACAAUAACAUCGGCCUUUACAAGAACAUCUUCAACGGCGAGAGGAAAAACCCCAACGGAUGUGACAUCAAAGCAACUUUCUUCGUCUCGCAUAAAUACACCAACUACUCGGCAGUACAAGAAAUGAGCAGAAAAGGCCACGAGAUUGCUGUACAUUCUAUUUCACAUAAUGACGAUGAGCAGUUCUGGUCGAACGCCAGUGUCAACGACUGGGUCAAAGAAAUGGGAGGAAUGCGCAUCAUCGCCGAAAAAUUCGCAAACAUCACCGACAACAGCGUGGUAGGAGUCCGUGCUCCAUACCUGCGAGUAGGAGGCAACAACCAGUUUACCAUGAUGGAAGAAGAAGCCUUCCUCUACGACUCCACCAUCACCGCACCGUUGACCAACCCACCACUGUGGCCUUACACCAUGUACUUCCGUAUGCCCCACAGGUGUCACGGUAACAUUCAGAGUUGUCCGACUAGGUCCCACGCCGUUUGGGAAAUGGUGCUGAACGAGCUAGAUAGAAGGGAAGACCCUGAGACCGAUGAGGAUCUAGCUGGAUGUGGCAUGGUAGACUCUUGCUCGAAUAUCCUCACCGGAGACCAGUUCUACAACUUCCUCAACCACAAUUUCGACAGGCAUUACAAUGAGAACCGAGCUCCGCUGGGUCUCUACUUCCACGCAGCUUGGCUUAAGAACAAUCCAGAGUUUUUGGACGCCUUCUUGUACUGGAUAGACGAGAUCCAAGCCAACCACAAUGACGUAUACUUCGUAACGAUGACCCAGGUCAUCCAAUGGAUCCAGAACCCCAGGACUAUCUCGGAGGCCAAGAACUUCGAGCCCUGGAGGGAAAAGUGUGUCGUUGAUGGAAUCCCUGCCUGCUGGGUACCGCAUACCUGCAAGCUGACCUCUCCCGAAGUUCCCGGAGAGACCCUGAAUCUCCAGACUUGCGUGAGGUGCCCCAAUAACUACCCUUGGUUGAACGAUCCCACGGGAGAUGGAGGUUUCUAAGACGAGUAGCUGAAUGUUCUUGGGGUAGUCUGAAUACAGUGGCGUGUCCUUGAAGGAUAGCUCUAGUGAUCAUACGUUCUCGUAUUUAUUUUUCUCAAUGACUGUAUGCGUGAUCUAUUUGUUGUUGUAAUUGAAAAACGAUUUUAGACUGUUGAUAAUUCGCUUGGGAAGAAAAGUGACUUUCACAUUUUAUGUAAUAUACACUCCUACUAGGUUUAUGUGAAAAUUGUGUAUUCUUGUAUGUUUUAUAAGAAUGGUGAAUAAAAAUUCCAAUGAUAUAUUUCGACACGU
Phaedon cochleariae (mustard beetle) is the source of this 2167-nucleotide messenger RNA. NCBI's taxonomy places the organism in Eukaryota, Metazoa, Arthropoda, Insecta, Coleoptera, Chrysomelidae. The record is from the annotation of a GenBank genome assembly.